Leptosia nina is the source of this 1056-nucleotide messenger RNA. Lineage: Eukaryota; Metazoa; Arthropoda; Insecta; Lepidoptera; Pieridae. The record is from the annotation of a GenBank genome assembly.
AUGGCUUGUUCAGUACUAGUAUGGGAGGGUGGAGGAAAUUCUGAAGAGAUUAGAGAAGAAGAUGCUGAAGCUUCUGUCUGGAGUAACAGCAGUGCUCUAGCUGUAGACGCCAGACGGGCUGUUCGCUGCGGAGCCAGGCUGGUCCGAAUGCAAUGGCGGAGAGCUGAUGGAAACACCGCUGCUUGGAGAGAUGCAGACCUUACUUCAUUACAUCAUCAUCGAGAAGUUCUCGUUGGGGACCUGUCAGCUGGUACAUGGUACGCACUCAGGCUAUGGACAGCUACAGAGACAGCUCGACAUCAAGCUGUUAUAUAUGCAGCGACUACGACACAUUCUGGAGAGCGCUUACGCAGACCAGUGGCGUUCCAUUCUGAUGGUGGUUCAGUGAGCACUAUCGGUAGCGCUGAUAGUUCCGAAAGGGUGCUGGGAGCUGUGUCUUUAGCAUUUGCUGCACUUGCAGCGUUAGCAGUCACUGCCUUAUUACUAGUGCUUAUGGCCAAACGAAGUACUCUGUGGUCAUGCGGUGGACAAGUGGAUGACGAAACCCGCAGAUGCAGACAUUCAGCAGCAAGCACAGAUAAGUCUGUGUGUCCCGAACAACAGAAUUUACGAAACUGCCAGCACGAUUACAAACAUGACAAGCUAUCGCCGGCAUCAGAUGUCUAUGAAAUAAGUCCAUACGCAACUUUUGCUGUGGGGGGAGAGACCACUGCGGCUACCUUGGACCACACCUUGCAGUUCCGCACCUUCGGGCAUCGGGAUAAUGAUGCACCGCCUCACAGACCUUGCAGGAAACAUCCACAAAGACAUCGCGAUAGAGCUGAUGUUGAGAAGCACCAUUCAGAAUGCGAGUUACAACACCUAAGCCGAUACGAAAAGGUGCGGCCACGACACUGCGCGGGAACAUCUUACUGCGUUCCUCUAUCGCACCAUGGUGCAGGAAGUGCUGCCGGAGGUGGAAGUGGAGGCGGGUUUUCAGAGGUUUAUGCUGGUGAUUCUAGCGUGGAGUCUGGACCGGGUUCUUUGUCGCCUCGCACUCACCACGAGCACAGCUAG